Messenger RNA from Paramormyrops kingsleyae, 5550 nucleotides. Its product is annotated as receptor-type tyrosine-protein phosphatase mu-like. Gene Ontology annotation, molecular function: protein tyrosine phosphatase activity; protein binding. NCBI's taxonomy places the organism in Eukaryota, Metazoa, Chordata, Actinopteri, Osteoglossiformes, Mormyridae. Gene Ontology annotation, cellular component: membrane. Gene Ontology annotation, biological process: protein dephosphorylation. The record is from RefSeq and is a predicted model, not a curated record.
GGAGCGGAGCUUGGUGAAUGGGCGUCUGCGAGCCGUCGGCUCGGUGACGUCAGGCACCCGCUGGAAGCCCGUAAAUCGGAGCUCACAACCGGCUGCGGAGGGCGGCGAGAGUGCGGCGCAACUUGUCGACGCGUCCACGAGAAACGGGAAAUAAUCGCCCCCCUUUUUAAGUUAUCGUGCGGGGAGAGUCUUGCGUUUCGCCCCGGGAGCUGGGGGCCAGGUCUGCGACACUCCGGAGAUGGAUAGACUUUUAACUUGUUUCUUGGCUGCCUUCAGUUUGCUGGUCUCCGUUAGAGGACAGGCUUUUAAAGGUGACUGCGACUUUGAGAAGUCUUACACCACGUGUGGAUAUAGCCAAAGCAAAGAUGACGACUUCGACUGGGAGCAGGCCAACACCAAAGAGCGGCCGUCAUCCGACCCCUGGAUGCCUUCAGGAUCCGCCUUCAUGAUGGUGAACGCCUCCGGCCGGUCAGCGGGACAGAAGGCCCACCUCCUGAUGCCCCAGCUGCGCGAGAAUGACACCCACUGCCUCAUCUUGCAGUACUUCGUGUCAGGCUGGGAGGGCACCGUGCCGGGCCAGCUCAACAUCUACGUCAAGGAGAACAACAGCCCGCUGGGCUUCCCCGUGUGGAACUCCUCGGGACCAGCCUCUCGGACCUGGGGCCAGCUCGAGCUGGCUGUCAGCACCUUCUGGCCCAAGUUCUACCAGGUCGUGUUUGAAGUGGUGACCUCGGGGAAGCGGGGCCUGCUCGCCAUCAAGGACAUCAUCCUCCAGGGCCACCAAUGCAUGAACACGCCUCAUUUCCUGAACAUGAAGGGUGUGGAGGUCAAUGCGGGCCAGAGCGCCACCUUCCAGUGCACCGUCAUCGGGCGCCAUCAGGACAGCUACCGGCUCUGGCUGCAGGGCAUCGGCGGUCGGGAGGCGCCAAUGAAGUCGACGAAGCCCUGGAACAACCGCAAAUUCAUCGUGAUGUUUGACGUGGAGAAUACCACCAAGGGCGACUCGGGCCGCUACCGUUGUGCUGUGCACUCGGGCCGCGGAGUCGGGGUGUCCAGUUACAGCGAACUGACCGUCAAGCAGCCCCCGGUGCCCAUCGCACCGCCCCAGCUCACAGCCGUGGGCGCCACCUACCUGUGGAUUCAGCUCAACGCCAAUUCCAUCAACGGCGACGGGCCCAUCAUCGACAGGGAGGUGGAGUACCGCACCAUUUCAGGCAGCAUGUAUGACAUGCAGCCUGUAGACCAGCCUACCCACAAGAUCAGCCACCUGGACCCUGACACGGAGUACGAGAUCAGCGUCCUGCUGACCCGGCCCCUGGAGGGGGGGACUGGGGCUCCAGGCCCCCCGCUCAGAGCCAGGACCAAGUGUGCCAAGCCAAUGCACGGGCCCAAGAAGCUAGAGGUGGUGGACAUCCAGUCCAAGCAGGUGACCCUGCGCUGGGAGGCCUUCGGGUACAAUGUGACGCGCUGCCACAGCUACAACCUGACGGUGCAGUACCGCUACCGCAUCGGUGCCAAGGAGGAGACGCGCGAGGAGGUGUGCUAUGACACGCGGAGCCCCGCCCCCCAGCACAGCAUGCGCAACCUGCCGCCCUACACCAACAUCAGCGUGUGGCUGGUGCUGCGCAACCCGGAGGGCGUCCGCGAGAGCCUUGAGCUGGCGUUCCAGACGGAUGAGGAUGUCCCAGGAGCAGUGUCACUGGACUCCAUUCAGAGCAGCACCUAUGAGGAGAAGAUCGCCCUCCGGUGGCGGGAGCCUGCGCAAACGUACGGCAUCAUCACGCAGUACGAGAUCUCCUACAAAGCCGUCAGUUCUUUUGACCCCGAGCUCAACCUGUCUAAUCAGAGUGGAAAGGUGUUCAAGCUCAGCAAUGAGACCUCCCACAUGUUCCUCGGCCUUUACCCAGGCUCCACCUACGCCUUCACCAUCAGAGCCAGCACCGUCAAAGGCUACGGGCCGCCGGUGACGACCCAGUGCACUACCAAGAUCUCCGCUCCCAGCAUGCCCGGCUACGAUCAGGAGACACCUCUGAAUCAGACGGACAGCACGGUGACAGUCAUGCUGAAGCCGGCUCAGAGCCGCGGGGCGCCAGUCAGCGUAUACCAGGUGGUGGUGGAAGACGAGCGGCCUCGCCGGGCCCGGAGCUCGCCGGAGAUCCUGCGUUGCUACCCGGUUCCCAUCCACUUCCAGAACGCCACACUGCUCAACUCUCCCUACUACUUCACGGCCGAGAUCCCGGCCGGGGGUCUCCAGAUGCCCCUGCCCUUCAGCAUCGGAGACAACCGGACCUACAACGGCUACUGGAACGCUCCACUGUUGCCCCACAAGAGCUACAGCAUCUACUACCAGGCUGUCAGCAGUGCCAACGGGGAGACCAAGAUUGACUGUGUACGCGUGGCCACCAAAGCUGCCAUCAUAGUGACCCAGCUCACCACACCCUACAAUCGCAUCGCCCCGGCGGCUGGUGAAAACCAACUAACAGGGGCCGCCACACGCAAGCCAGAUGCGGUGGAGCCAGAGAAGCAGUCGGACCACACGGUGAAAAUCGCAGGGGCCAUUGCCGGCAUCCUUCUCUUCGUAAUUAUCUUUUUGGGGGUGGUGCUGAUCAUGAAGAAAAGAAGAACCUAUCACUCCUACACUUACUACCUGAAGCUGGCGAAGAAGCGGAAGGAGACGCUGAGCAGCACACGGCAGGAGAUGACGGUGAUGGUCAACUCGAUGGACAAGAGCUACACGGAGCAGGGCACCAACUGCGACGAGGCAUUCUCCUUCAUGGACACACACAACAUCAACGGCAGGGCUGUGUCCUCCCCGUCAUCAUUCACUCUGAAGACUAACACACUUAGCACCACUGUUCCCAACUCCUACUACCCAGAUCCUCCCUUUGUGCCAACCGCUAUUUUAGUGCCAAUUAAUGACGAGGCCCAGACGAUGGCGAGCGACACCAGCAGCCUGGCGCAGUCGUACAAGAAGCGGGAGGUGGCGGACGUGCCCUACCAGACGGGCCAGCUGCAUCCUGCCAUCCGCGUGGCCGACCUGCUGCAGCACAUCACUCAGAUGAAAUGCGCCGAGGGCUACGGCUUCAAGGAGGAGUAUGAGAGUUUUUUUGAAGGACAGUCUGCGCCGUGGGACUCCGCUAAGAAAGAUGAGAACAGGAUGAAGAAUCGAUAUGGAAACAUCAUCGCGUAUGAUCAUUCCCGUGUCAGACUUCAGCCCCUGGAGGGCGAGCAGAGCUCGGAUUACAUUAAUGCAAAUUACGUUGAUGGCUACCACAGACCGAACCACUACAUUGCCACCCAAGGACCCAUGCAGGAAACCGUCAUUGAUUUCUGGAGAAUGGUGUGGCAGGAGAACACAGCCACCAUCGUCAUGGUCACCAACCUGGUGGAGGUGGGAAGGGUGAAGUGCUGUAAGUACUGGCCUGAUGACACAGAGAUCUACAGGGACAUGAAGGUGACGCUCAUCGAGACCCAACUGCUGUCAGAAUACGUCAUCCGGACAUUCGCUGUGGAGAAGAGGGGCGCCCAUGAGAUUCGGGAGAUACGGCAGUUCCACUUCACAGGCUGGCCGGACCACGGGGUGCCGUAUCAUGCCACUGGGCUCCUGGGCUUCAUACGGAGGGUGAAAGCCAAGAACCCAGCCAACGCUGGGCCUAUGGUGAUCCACUGCAGUGCCGGGGCGGGCCGGACCGGCUGCUUCAUCGUCAUCGACAUCAUGCUGGACAUGGCUGAGAGGGAGGGUGUGGUCGACAUCUACAACUGCGUGCGGGAGUUGCGCUCCAGGAGGGUCAACAUGGUGCAGACGGAGGAGCAAUAUGUGUUCAUCCACGACGCCAUACUGGAAGCCUGCCUGUGUGGAGACACCACCAUCCCUGCCAGCCAGCUGCGUUCGGUCUACUACGACAUGAACCGUCUGGACCCGCAGACCAACUCCAGCCAGAUCAAGGAGGAGUUCCGGACGCUGAACAUGGUGACCCCCACACUGCGGGUUGAGGACUGCAGCAUCGCCCUGCUGCCACGUAACCACGAGAAAAACCGCUGCAUGGACGUGCUGCCCCCCGACCGCUGCCUGCCCUUCCUCAUCACCAUCGACGGCGAGAGCAGCAACUACAUCAACGCCGCGCUCAUGGAUAGCUACAAGCAGCCAUCUGCCUUCAUCGUCACUCAGCAUCCCCUCCCCAACACAGUGAAGGACUUCUGGAGGCUGGUGUUGGACUACCACUGCACCUCCAUGGUCAUGCUGAAUGACGUGGAUCCAGCUCAGCUCUGUCCUCAAUACUGGCCAGAGAAUGGGGUUCAUCGACACGGCCCCAUUCAGGUAGAGUUUGUGUCCGCGGACCUGGAGGAGGACAUUAUCAGUAGGAUAUUCCGGAUCUACAACGCUGCACGGCCCCAGGAUGGCUACCGCAUGGUGCAGCAGUUCCAGUUCCUGGGCUGGCCCAUGUACCGCGACACGCCCGUCUCCAAGCGCUCCUUCCUCAAGCUCAUCCGCCAGGUGGAGAAGUGGCAGGAGGAGUACGAUGGAGGCGAGGGCCGCACCGUGGUGCACUGCCUGAACGGGGGAGGCCGCAGCGGCACAUUCUGUGCCAUCAGCAUAGUCUGCGAGAUGCUACGUCACCAGCGCUCGGUGGAUGUGUUCCACGCCGUCAAAACGUUGAGGAACAACAAGCCCAACAUGGUGGACCUGCUGGAUCAGUACAAGUUCUGCUACGAGGUCGCACUGGAAUACUUGAAUUCUGGUUAAAGGGCCUGGACACUGCUUCCUGGAUGGGGGCAGGACCCAGGGGACACUUGUAUGGACUGGCUUCUUUCGGUGACGGCUACCCGGGGAAGGGGGGGGGCGUUCUGUCCCUCCAUUUGUAUUUACCCACCCACCCCAUCAUCCAGCAGCAGGAGCACAGUGUUUAUGAGUUAUUUGUCCAACUCAUACUUAAAACAAAAAACAAAAAAAAAAACACUCUUCUUGCCUGUGACUUUGGUCGUUGCCUUUGUCCUCAGUGGAUGAAACGCCUGAUUUUUUUAAAACCUUUUUUUUGUGGGGAAUGCAGUGUAGUCUAAUGUGUGCAUUUGUCUACUUGGUUAUUGUGUUUCCUUGACACGAGCAGUAUGAUGUAGCUGAAGUUACCUGGUAAAGAAUCCGGAACCCUAGAUGUUUUGUGUCGUGCUGUAAUCUCUACAAGUGUCGUCCCAUCACGCGAGAAGCCCCCACCCCCACUGGCGGCACUGGGAGGGGGGGGGGGUCCAGAUCCUGCUCAAGCUGUGUUCCAUCCAGAGAUCCAAAGUCAAUCUCUCUUUUUUUUUAAAUGUUAAACGCUCCAGUUUCUGUCACCAUUUGUUUAUACUGUAAAUAGUUUGAGUUCUGUAGAUUAUUUAUUCAUUCGGAGUACCUUUUGUGAAGCACAUUGAGUGACAAUCAUGUAUUUUGGUUUGAUUUGUUGAACAGAUAUUGUUAGCUUUUUGUUUAUCUUGUAUGGAAUUUACAAAUACAUAUAUAUCUGCCAUUAUUGGUGUUUUGAGCUAUUUCCUCAAUAAAAAAAAUAUUUUAAAUAA